This is a messenger RNA of Electrophorus electricus (electric eel), 2940 nucleotides long. RefSeq names its product metallophosphoesterase domain containing 1 (gene mpped1). NCBI's taxonomy places the organism in Eukaryota, Metazoa, Chordata, Actinopteri, Gymnotiformes, Gymnotidae. Gene Ontology annotation, molecular function: hydrolase activity. The record is from RefSeq and is a predicted model, not a curated record.
ACAGCGCUACCCCAGCAGAGAAGCAGUGCGCUGGGCCAGCUGCCACUAAGCGAGCCCCUCCCCCCGCUUCCUACCCCAACCCGGCUCCGCCCAGCGCCCCGGCCAUCCACGCCCGGCCCUCCAGGAACCCUCCCGAGCACAUCCGCGUUUGUGUGUGUGUGUGUGUGUGUGCACGUGUGAAUGCUGCCAUGGCGUUCACGCUGUCCGAGAUCAUGGCCGCACGACGGCAGCAGCAGCAGAGCCAGAGGGUGGGGCGAGGGGUGGUGGAGGUGGAUGAGUACAGCGCAAACCCCACCCAGGCUUUCACCUUCUACAACAUUAACCAGGGACGCUUCCAGCCCCCUCACGUGCACAUGGUCGAUCCAUUGCCCCAUGAUGCCCCCAAGCCCCCUGGCUACACUCGCUUUGUGUGCAUCUCGGACACACACUCGCGCACGGACACCAUCCAGAUGCCGUACGGUGACGUUUUGCUCCACACUGGGGACUUCACCGAGCUUGGACUACCCAGCGAAGUCAAGAAGUUUAACGACUGGCUCGGCACUCUGCCUUACGAGAUAAAGAUUGUGAUCGCGGGAAACCAUGAGCUGACGUUCGACCAGGAGUUCAUGGCCGACCUGAUCAAGCAGGACUUUUACUACUUCCCCUCCGCCUCCAAGCUGAAGCCGGAGAACUACGAGAACGUUCCCUCACUGCUCACCAACUGCAUCUACCUGCAGGACUCCGACGUAACAGUCAGAGGUUUCCGCAUCUACGGCUCUCCGUGGCAGCCGUGGUACUACGGUUGGGGUUUUAAUCUGCCACGGGGACAAGCUCUGUUGGACAAGUGGAACCAGAUCCCAGAGUCCACUGACAUUCUGCUCACACACUGCCCUCCUCUGGGUUUCCUGGACUGGGUGCCCAGGAAGAUGCAACGCGUGGGCUGCAUGGAGCUUCUGAACACGGUCCAGAGAAGAGUCCAGCCCAAACUCCACGUUUUUGGACACAUACAUGAAGGUUAUGGCAUGAUGACGGAUGGAACCACCACGUUUAUCAAUGCGUCUGCAUGUACAGUCAACUUCCAGCCCAUGAACCCGCCCAUUGUCUUUGAUCUGCCCAAUCCCAGGAGCUCGUGAUUGAACACAGCCACUCCUUCUGCCCUAGAUGUCCAAUCAGGGUCCUCCUCCAAGUGCAUUUGGCUGUGUUGUGUGUGUAUAGCGGACAAGAUAAACGUUACUAUGGACAUUCCCAUAGAGAUCUUCAUACGUUUCAUGUUUUAUCCUCAAACACGGACUUUGUAGCAGCCUCCGUCAAAGACAUUUGAGCAGUGUUCAAGUGACUUCCACUCUUUCAUUGCACUUGAAACGUGACAAUCCCUUGCGUUGGUUAACGGUGGUCACAUGGUGGGACCUUGGACCAUCCUCCUGACGUUCCACCCGACGUUCCUCCUGACGUUCCUCCUGAUUUAACACUGGGCAAGGAACCCCUGGAACCUGGAAACCAUCUAAGGCCCUUUGACACACAAAAAAAAAACAGCCCCAUCCUUCACGUUCUUUUAUUUGUUGGUAAAAAUCUAGAAUAUCUGGAAUUGUCUAGAAAGGUCUAGAUUAUCCCGUAGACGCAGUGAAGGAAUUGUGCAUUGGAAGCCUCUUUAAUUUUAAUCCAACCACUGCAUUCUUGUUCAUUCAUUAUGCUUCUAUUUCCUGUCUCCUAUUGUGCCAUGCUGCGAAGAAGUUUGUUCGCUGUCUCUUUCAUCUCGUGUGCUUGUUUUCUUCCGCCGGAUCUCGCUGCAGAGACUCUUACCCAGUGCCAUAUUUAGGAGAGAAAUCAGACACUGGAAGUGUAAUAUACAAAAUUUGAUGUAAAAAAAAAACACAAAAAACUAUUUUGUUCUCCAUUUUUAUGCUUCUGUAUUCAUUUUACUGUAAAUGUGUGAGUUUGUAGCAGACACUCUUUCCUCCUUUCUAGUAUUUUAACUUCUCCAGAUUUUUUUUGAAGUGUGUGAUAGAUGUCAACUAUUUUAUUGUUUAAAGCACUUUGGUUCUCACCUGAGAAUCAGAGACUCGCCUGUGCUCAGACUUUUGCCUGACAUGAUACGUUGCACUUUGAUAUCCCCCACUAUAAUUUAUUACCAUUACUUCUAGGUGUCUCUUACUCUCAUGGCUUUUAUUCAGAUUGUCAGGUCCAGUCCUAACAGUCAUGGUUAUAUUUAAACUAAAAAUACUGGGACUUUUAAUCUAGUCGCUUUAAAUGAAUGAAUGAAUCAGUUGAAGGUUGGUGUGUGUGUGGGAGUGAACGUGUGCAUCAGAUCUAAAAGCUCCCUUUUAGUGGUCAGAAGAAGAAUCUGAAGGAUGGAGUGAUGAAAGGAUAAGAGGGAGACAACAGGAGCAUUUGAAAAAAAACAUUUGAAUCUAGACUCAUCUCAUAUGAAGGACGAUUUCUCACUGUUUAUGUUUGUUUUUUGUUUACGUUCGGUCAAAAGUUUUUAUUUUUAUAUCUGUCACGGAUCUUUUCCUGUUCUUUCUUACUCGUCUCUCUCUCUCUCUCUCUCUCUCUGUGUGUGUGUGUGUGUGUGUGUGUAUGUGUGUGUGUGUGUGUGUGUGUGUGUGUGUGUGUGUGUGUGUGUGUGUGUGUGUGUGUGUGAUUUUCCCCAUUGCGCAAGUUUGGUUGACGAGUGAUGAAUAUGAAAACAGAUUCUGAGAUUCAUAAGACAAUCUUUUAUCUUCUGUAACGUUCAUGUGGAAGAUAUACUGGAAGUGUGUUUAUUGUUCAUAUGUUUGUCAUGCGGGCUUUAUGUUUUUUGAUGAUGAUGAUGUUUGUUUGUUUUUUUUACCCCUCUGAAAACAUGCUUUGGUACAAAGGAAACAAGACUUAACCUGAGAAACAUGCCUUUCUUAGAAUUCAAACCCUUUUUUGUCCUCCGAAAGAUCAUUUACGCAAAUAAAGUCAUAUCUGUGCGGACAA